GCCGUGGUGAAUGGUUGCGUUUUUUCAACUGCUAUCCUCAGACAUAUAAUGUAAGAUUGUGGUUUACUGCAACAUAAGAAAAUCGAGUGUUCGUUCUUCAACCUAUAAACAGUUCUUAUGAAGUGUGUACCUGUUCCCACAUCAUGCUGGAUAACCUGGAAUCUCGAAUCACGUUCGAAGUACCCACCGAUCUGGACUUCGACAAGUUGAUUCGUGACAACAAUUACACACUCUACUGGCAAAAUCUGCACAGUGAACCGUACCGGCAAAAGGCAAACCCCUCCGGUGAUUCAAUGUUCGGUGAUCGCAAUUCAAGUGAUUUUAAUCUGAUGAGCAGUUUGAAGCAUUUUGCCGGCGAACGAAGUGGUGCAGCUAGUGGCAGCAUCGGAUGGGGUAUAUCGGGCGGUAGUGGCGAUGGGGCUGACGCUGGGGUACCACUUGUGGAUCCCAGCUAUUUGUGGAUAGCGGCUGUGAUGGUGUUGCUGAUCCUGUCCGGGCUGUUUUGCGUGUGUUCCUGCUAUUUGUACUACAAGUAUCGGAAGUGGCAGAAGUGUGUAUCGGUUGCCACCUGCCACACUCUGUCAAAUCUGGACGUUGAGGCGCCACCACCGUACGAUAUCGAAACACUUCCCUCCUACACGAUAGCUUCCGGGUUACCCACCUACGAGGAUGCCGUUCGUCAUCUCGCUUCGCGACAGCAGCCACGCUGUGGAUACGAGCCUGCUCGGAGGCCCACCACCAUUCAUCCUGCUGGUUUGAUGAAAUUCUUCGAGUCCCGUCCGCAGAACUGGCUCAAUGUCACCGUGUUCGAGGAAAUACAGUACAAUUUUGUUGGUCGGGGAAACUCGGCUGAGCAGAUGGAAUCGACACCAAAAGGAAUGACCGUCAACGUCGAUAACAAUAGGCACUGCGCUGUCAAGCCAGCAAACGAUAAUGGUCUGUUCAGGAUUCAAGUGUGUGUGCUGGAAAAUGAGAAAGAUGCCGUGUCGAAUCGAUAAUGUGACUCCGUACGUCCGGCGGAACAGUGACUGUGUUAUUAUGUAUUUAAAUUCUAUUUUAUUCAGAGAUUGAAGACUGUGUGUAUAUUUCCUGUAAAAAAUAUAGUGUAUAUUUUA
This is a messenger RNA of Topomyia yanbarensis, 1115 nucleotides long. RefSeq names its product protein commissureless 2 homolog. Lineage: Eukaryota; Metazoa; Arthropoda; Insecta; Diptera; Culicidae. The coding region runs from base 144 to 998 and encodes 284 amino acids. Gene Ontology annotation, biological process: axon guidance. The record is from RefSeq and is a predicted model, not a curated record. The transcript is spliced from 2 exons.